CUGCCUUCAACUCUUCUCAAUGGUCUUUACCACCCACAUUCAUUUUCUCAACCACCUCUCCAAUUCUCUUUCAAGAUGGAUUACUAUCGACGGAACGAACUUCCCGAGACAGUCAAGCGUUACAAAACGUAUACCGAACAGUUUCAGGCAUGGCUGCUCAAGACGGGAAUUCAGCGCGGCGUGGAACUCGCAAAUAUAGUCGCAGACCAGGCUAAGAAGAAAAAGAGCAAAAAGGGCUACAGAAUACCACUACAAGAGCAGGAGCAACUCGUCAACGCCAUCACUGCUACAAGCGUUCCACUUGCCGACACCUCCGGUAUCAACGACCUCGAAGAUGCCAUCCGCUCCAGGAGAGAGGUGACGCAAUACCACAAACACAACAACACGGCGGAUUUGGGUCACGAAUACUUCAGCGGGAGCCUAGAGACGCUCAUGGCGUCGUUGAAAGUUCUCGUUCCUGGAAUGAACAAAGCUCGAAAUCGCAAGAAUGACACGCCCACAUUCGUGUUCAUUCAGCUUCCCACUGGUCCCAAGACAAGCCAAGAUGAACAAGACGACUUGCUUAAGAAAAUGCGGGAACAGGACCAAUGCGACAUCGAGAGUGAUGGUCAGCAGCAACAAACUCCGACAUCCAGGACGAAGAAGAAGGCACCAAUAUCAGAGACAAAUCCGCUGACUGCAGAGGAAGAGCAGCUGCGCCGCGAAUUCCUUAUACUCUGCUUUCUCUACACUUUCAACCGCAUACGAGAUGUCCUCUACGAGAUUUGGGUGCUCUACCACAAGGGCCUUGUCAAUGCGAUCACAGCAGCGUUGGUAUCAGACCUGGCUCAGGACCAAAUGAACCAAAAUGUCAAGUCACUCGUGGAAGAGCUUGAUCUGCUACCUGGAGAAUUGGCCAUACUCAUCCACCAACUUUUCAACAAAACCAAAGCUGCUCUUGAGACUGGGGCGCAAAAUUCUGCGACACUACCUGCUGAAAAGGUAUUGCGCCACCUGUUCGGUCUGGAUGCUGCUGCUUUGAUCAAAACCUACAUUACGAAGACAUACCCAACAGAGGAUAGUGCUGACGAAGAUAUACGAGAGCAUCCUCUCAUGCUCUUCUUGAAGUUCUUCGACGUCAUUCGCAAGGGCGGUCUCAAACUUCCUAAGUGGGAUCACUUUACUGAAGAGAUGUUAUUGCACCAGAGUACAUCACAGGACUACCUGCCGUUCGGCUUGGCCAUUGUCCUUGACAUCCAGGAAGCUGUACGUGAGGACUACCGUCGGAUGUUACGCGACCUUACCGAGCACGGUUUGGAUAUCGCUAGAUGUAUCCGUUAUCAUGUCGAUUACGAGGAUCGCAUGUGGGCCAAGGGCACAAAGCCAGAUUACAUGUGCAAAGAAGAGAUUAAAUUUAGCACCAUCCUUCUCAAUCCUCUAGACAGGCUGUUGGAGUGGCUACAAGAGCUUUUGAACUCUCAAGAAAAGCCAAUGACUGCUAGCAUCUUCAUCACUGUCCACUCGACGCUCGCAGGACUCUCUAUGUGGCACUUUAACUCUAUCUAUCAUCAUACUGCGAUUGCUAAGAUACAAUGGUUCAUUCAUGGUAUGGCCCAUCUAUACAACGCCGCCUGCCAGAUGGGUGGUCUGGAGAUUCUAUGGUCAGACCUGGACUACCUGAUCAUGAUAUAUGGGGCCAAGGUUAUGUUCCGGGGUGAUCCACCUACUCACCCUAACGACUUCCUCAACCGCUAUCUCCUCUCGGGCAACACUAGCAGUCGCGUUAUGGCUUCAGACUUCCGUCACACGUCCGAAUUUCUACCUCAAGUCUCGAGAGAACUUGGUGCCAAGCGUGGUUUGCAACCCGAAUUGUCUUUGGAAGCCAAAAUCUGCGACUACUACGAUUCAGAUGCGGACAACGAUCGUUGGCUGAGGCGUCACGCAGUCUUUAACUACCUCUAUCGACAAAGCGAGGAUACCGACAAGACACCAGAUGAUGACUGUCAGGAAGCUACUCAAGAUAGGAAGGGCCUACGAGAUACAUUCGCGAACCUAGCGGCCAAUAUCGCGCCUCCAAAGCCAAGGCGAAAAGGAAAGAGCAAAUCCAGGGUACACAGACCCGACUUCGACAAGCAAGAUGAGACCCACGCCAAACUCUUCGGUACAAUGAAAUCAGAACUACGAGAGAACGAGGUGCACAGUAAUUUCGACUUCCUUUCCUUUUACCGCCGCGCUUACGACCUCGUUCUGCGUAUCCGUAAGGAAGUGCUGAUGAGUGAUCAAGUCCAGCGCUUCCGCGCCGAAGACAUGAAUGCUGAUCCAGAUCCCCCUAACUUUCAACUGAUAACUGAUCUCUUCCGCGCGCUUCAAAUCGAUCCAAAAACUAAGAAAGGAGAGGAAGCGGAAGCUGAGGAAGGUGCUGGGUAUCAGCUGUCUACCAAGGUCGUGCCGUUGAAACAGAUUCGACGUGUCGCGGAGAUGAUCCAGGAUUUAACUCGUAGUGAAGGUGAUGUGGAGUUGAAGCGCGCGAAGUUGCGGGUCAAGGGAGAUUGGGAGGGUCUCAAGGCUUCGUAUGCUGCUGAAGAGGCGGGCAGGGAC
Molecule: messenger RNA, 2577 nt
Organism: Alternaria alternata
Lineage: Eukaryota; Fungi; Ascomycota; Dothideomycetes; Pleosporales; Pleosporaceae
Exons: 1
Source: RefSeq, a predicted model, not a curated record